This is a messenger RNA of Cylicocyclus nassatus, 547 nucleotides long. The record is from the annotation of a GenBank genome assembly. NCBI's taxonomy places the organism in Eukaryota, Metazoa, Nematoda, Chromadorea, Rhabditida, Strongylidae.
GUUUAAGAUGGAAGAUUUCUCCAUGUACAACAUCCCAUUUGCAUCAAUUGACUGGCAUUCCAUACAGCCGACAUUCUUUGAUGAAAACAAUCCGAGUAACAAACAACUUCCAAGCGAGGUUCAGACAUCCAUGAACUCACUCGAGGAUUCAAAUCAAGAGAAUACGAGGCCAGUUUCGGCAUAUGCAAUGUUCUUCCGAGAGCGACAAAUGAUCGUGAAAAAAUCGUUCCCAGAUGCAACUUUUGGUAAUAUUUCAAAAAUCGUUGCAGCCGAAUGGGAUUCCCUUGAGAAACAUGAGAAAGAGGCUUAUAAGCGUCGUACGGAGCAGUUACGAAAGAAACACAUCAAAUUGGCUGUGGAAGAACGAUUACAACGAAUCUGCAGAAAUCACACCAAAACAGGUGAUUCAUCUCUAGCCAAGGAGUUACGGCAAAAACGAUCUGCAAUUGCACUCAAGGGACGUCCACUCUCACUGAAGAACUCAAAUUUGUAGUUAAAGAACUUGUACACAUUGUAUUUGUGACACUUUUAUACAUAAAUGAAAAAC